This is a messenger RNA of Podospora pseudopauciseta, 4281 nucleotides long. It is a transcript of the gene CTR9, whose product is annotated as protein required for normal CLN1 and CLN2 G1 cyclin expression. Gene Ontology annotation, molecular function: RNA polymerase II complex binding. Gene Ontology annotation, biological process: transcription elongation by RNA polymerase II; regulation of DNA-templated transcription. The transcript has 2 exons. NCBI's taxonomy places the organism in Eukaryota, Fungi, Ascomycota, Sordariomycetes, Sordariales, Podosporaceae. The record is from RefSeq and is a predicted model, not a curated record. The coding region runs from base 385 to 4212 and encodes 1275 amino acids. Gene Ontology annotation, cellular component: Cdc73/Paf1 complex.
GUCAGCCGCCCCAAGCCUUUCAGCCUCAUUAACUGCUGCUCGUCUCGUCGUGACGCGACAAUCGGCGCUGCCACCGCGAGCUUCCAAUUCCACCAUCACCCACCUUCAACCAAACCUUGUCGCAACCGACCCUGCGCCGCUCGGAUCUUUCCACCAUGAGAUUUUUCAUAUUCCAACUUUGAUUCGACCCAUCGUAAGCCAGUUGACGAUAUUUUCUACAACCAAUCGAUGCAAAACCCAACACCCAACUAGCCCGUCGAUUUUAUUAACCAAACGCGCCGCCGAUUCGAGGCCAUCAACAAUCGACCCGCAGCACCUCGGCUUCUGUCGUUCGAAGUCCACCAGUGAACACUCGAGUUCUGCGGCGCCAUCACGACAGCCAGAAUGGCUUCAACCUACGCCAAUGGCUCCCUCAAUGGGGCCGCCAACGGACUGGCUACCCAUGCCCCUACAAGCAGGCGCUUUGCCGACAUCCCUCAAACGAUCGAUAUUCCCGUACAAGACUCGGCCCAAGACCAAGAUGAGGACCCCCAGGCUGUCGAAGUAAACCUCGAAGAGCUCGCCGAUGACCCGACCGAACUGUGCACCCUUCUCGAGAUGGAGCAUGCUGCCCGCACCUACUGGAUGACGGUGGCUCUUGCCUAUGCCAAGCAGAAAAAGGUCGACUUUGCCAUUGAGAUACUCAGCCGCGGUGUAGUUGCCAUGCAGAGCAAUCAGCGCGAAAAACUGACGGUUAUCACCUGUCUGUGCUGGAUGUACCUGUGGAAGAGCAGAGAGGCCCCAAGAGUCGCCCCCGAGGGCACCGACGCUAGGACGAAGGAGUAUUACUUGCAGCAGGCCACACAGAGCUUGAACGACGCCUCGAGGCUCAACCCCGCUUUCCCACCGCUGUUCUUGGCCCGCGGUGUUCUUCUUCUGCUCAAGGCCUCCCUUCAAAGUCCCAGUCAGGACCCCAACGGUGUCGACGUCCAGAAGAGCGAACAUGUGCGCAAUGCGCUCAAGUCAUUCGAGGAGGCCAUCAGGGUGUCGCACGGGAAGAACAUGCUGGCCUCGAUGGGCAAGGCGCGGGCGCUUUUCUCGCUGGCCAAGUAUCAGGAAUCACUGGCCGCCUACCAAGAUGUCUUGGCCAAGAUGCCAGACCUCGUUGACCCAGACCCGCGCAUUGGUGUUGGGUGCUGUCUUUGGCAGCUAGGCUACAAGGAUGAUGCGAAGGGAGCUUGGGAGAGAUCACUGGAGAUCAGCCCAGAUUCCAAGAUUGCCAAGAUCUUGCUUGGCCUCUACUACCUCGAUGCGAGUAGCCAAGUACCAACCAACAGCCCGGAGUUCCUCCGAUAUUACAAGAAAGCCAUGACCGAGUACACCCAAGACUCAUUCAAGCGCGACAAGAACCUCCCCUUGACGUGCGCCACUUUCGCCGGUUACUUCCUCGCCCGGAAGCAGUUCCCCAAUGUCGACUCCCUUGCUCACAAGGCUAUUCAGUACACCGAUGUCAACGCUAUUGCUAGUGACGGUUGGUACCUUCUUGCUCGAAAGGAGCAUUAUGAGGGGAAUCUGGAUAAGGCGAGUGACUAUUACAGACGUGCUGAUGAUGCCAGAGGUGGUGUCGAGCGUGGCUACCUGCCAGCCAAGUUUGGCCUCGCCCAGCUUUCCGUGCUCAGAAAUGAUCUCGGAGAGGCGAAGUUGCGUCUGGAAAAGAUGAUUCAACAGUCCAAGAACCUGGAGGCUAUGAUUCUUCUCGGCACUCUGUAUGCCGAGGAGGUAUUUGCUAACCAAACAGCGGCCAUCAAGGAAGACAAGACUGCCGAGACCAAGAAGGCGCUCACCUACCUCGAGGCGGUCCGGACCGCAUGGAAAGACCCCAAGAAGGGCAUGCUCCCGGAUGCCGCUGUGUUGCUCAAUUUGGCGAGGUUGUACGAGACUGAGUUCCCAGAUCGUGCCCUACAGUGCCUCCAGCAGGUUGAGCAGUUGGAGAUUGAUCAGGUGCCAAAGUCCGAGUAUCCCGCCGACGCAGAAGACCAGGCCGUGAUCCGGUCAGCAAUCCGCAAGCACCUUCCUCCUCAGCUGCUCAAUAACAUUGGCUGCUUUUAUUCUCAGGAUGGCAAGCACCAGCUCGCCACCGAGUACUUCCAAGCGGCCCUCGACUCCUGCGCCCGCAUCAGUAGCCUGAACGACACUGAGGUGGACACCGAUGCUCUUCUUACCACCAUCUCUUUCAACCUUGGCAGGAGCUACGAGUAUGAAGGGGAUGUCGAUAAGGCUAUCGAAACUUACGAGCGCCUUCUGAGCAGGCACAGCAACUACACGGAUGCCCGCGCCAGGCUUGCGUACAUCAAGCUUCGCAAGAACCCCAACAAGGAGGGUCCCGAUGCCGUUGCGAAGCUCUACCAGGACAACCCGUCGGAUCUUGAAGUCCGCGCCCUCUAUGGUUGGUUCCUCGGCAAGCUCAGUGCCAAAAAGAGACCCGCCAACAUCAACGAGGACCCCGAGCACCGCCACUACAAGCACACGCUACAAAACUACGACAAGCACGACCGCUAUGCUCUUGUUGGAAUGGGCAACUUGCUGUUGGGAUCCGCCAGAGAAAUGCGCCGCGAGAGCGAACAGGACAGGCAGAAGCGUAGCAGUAUGUACAGCCGCGCGGUUGAAUUCUUCGACAAGGCCCUGCAGCUCGAGCCUAAGAAUGCGUACGCAGCUCAGGGUGUUGCCAUCGCGUUGGUUGAGGACAAGAAGGAUGCCAAGACUGCGUUGCAGGCGUUCCUCAAGGUGAAAGAGACAGUUCAGGAUGCCCACGUCUUCGUCAAUCUCGGGCACAUAUACACCGAACUUGGGCAGUUUAGCAAAGCGAUUGAGAGCUACGAGAUUGCGCUUAGCAAGGAGGGCAAGGCGAACGAUGCGGGCAUCUUGUCCUGCUUGGGAAGGACUUGGUUGAACAAGGCGAGGACGGAUAAGAAGUUUAUUGAGCAUUACAACAUGGCGUUGGAGUACGCUCAGAAGGCCCUCAAGGUCGCCCCUGAGCAAGCCCACUUCAAGUUCAACGUUGCUUAUGUUCAGAUCAUGCUCGCCGACACCCUCCGGCAAUUCGCCUCCCAAGACCGCAACUCCUUCCAGCUCGAGCAAGCAGCUGAGGGUCUGGAGCAAGCGAUCAAGACGCUCGAUGAGAUCGCUGCCGGACCUAACCCCCCCUAUCCCAAGCACGAUAUUGAGCAGAGAGCCAACAUGGCGCGCAACACUGUGCGCAACCAGCUCAACCGUGCCCUCCAAGCGCAGAAGGAGUACGAAGCUAAGAACAAGGAAAAGCGCGACGCCGCCAUCCAGCAGCGCCAGGCCGAGCUCCGUCGCAAGGAGGAGGAGAGGAGGAAGGCCGAGGAAGCGGAGAGGCUUAGGCAGGAGAAGAUCAGGAAGGAGCGUGAGGAGAUUGCGGCGAGGGAUAGGAUUUUGGCGGAGCAGAGGGCGGAGGAGGAAAAGGCCAGGAUGGAGGCCGAGUUGACUACUGAUAGUGAGACUGGAGAGAAAGUCAAGAGGAAAAAGAGGUCUGGCGGUGGAGGCGGGGAGAGGGCGAGGAGGGAGAGGUCUGGGGAGCCGUCGACGCAGAGGCCUAGGAAGGGGAGGGCGGAGAAGAAGAAAAAGGGGUCGAGGAGGAGGGAUGAGACGGGGGAUGAGGAGAGCGAUGCUGGUGAGGGUGGGGUGAGGGCGCCACCGAAGAAGAGGGUCAGGCUGGCCAGUAGGAAGGAGGCGGAGAAGGGUGGGAAGUAUAAGAGUGCGGAGAUUGUGGUGGACUCGUCUGAUGAGGGAGGGGGGGGUUAUAACGGGGAGGAGGAUCCGCUUGAGAGGACGGAGAGGAAGAUGGACCGGAAUUCGAAGCGCUCAUCGAGGUCUGAGGACCGGUCUUCGGGUACUGAGGAUGAGGAGGAUACUUAUAGGAGGGGGGCGAAUACUAGGCGGCAGAGGAGUGAGGGGAGUGAUGAUGAGGGAGAUAGGAUGGCGGUUGAUCGGGAGAGUAGUCCCCAGAUUAGGGAUGAUGAUGAGGAGGAAGAGACGGUUACGAGACGGCAGGCGAAGAGGAGCAGGCGGGCUGGACGGGUGGUGGAUAGUGAUGAGGAGGAAGAGGAUGAGGGCGGUGCUGGUGAGGGAGGGGGUGAGAAGGAGGAGGAGCAGCGUGAGGAUAAGGCGGAUGUCAGCAUGGCUGAUGCCGGUGAUGAUGAUGAGGAGUGAGCAUAUUUUGCGCCAUGAGUUAUUUGCUUGUGUUGGGAUAGUAAAAUCAAGAGAAAGGGAAAACAGGUG